Drosophila subpulchrella is the source of this 2835-nucleotide messenger RNA. RefSeq names its product protocadherin beta-7 (gene Cad96Cb). The record is from RefSeq and is a predicted model, not a curated record. Gene Ontology annotation, molecular function: cadherin binding; calcium ion binding. The transcript has 6 exons. The coding region runs from base 463 to 2829 and encodes 788 amino acids. Gene Ontology annotation, biological process: homophilic cell-cell adhesion. Gene Ontology annotation, cellular component: catenin complex; plasma membrane. Lineage: Eukaryota; Metazoa; Arthropoda; Insecta; Diptera; Drosophilidae.
GCGCUGCGGAGUACUAAAUAAAACCGUUUUUGGCCAACUUUGUUCUUUGUCCAUUGCAAUCACAAUCAUAACAAUGAAGUGUUAAAUUUAGUGCAUCUGAAAACAACCCCAAAAAGGAUCAAGUGCGUGUUUGAAAAGGAUAAAUACAAGCUAAACAAAGGAAAAGUUGCACAUAAAUUCAAUUUGAGAACGUUUAUGGCACAUCAGAGAUGAACUUAAAUUUAUUGCUAAAAUAAAAGACUGUCUGCAAUAACUUAACUUUAAGAAGAAAAUACAAACCGGUUAAAGACUGUUAAAAAUUGAAUAUGGAAAGUGUGAAGGAGUUUCAAGUGAAGUGACUGAUUUUAAAGUGAUAAUCAAUAACGAUUACUUUAUAAUUUGUGUGAAAGUGUUAUGUCUCUCUGAGAAGCUAAGGAACUAUCAAUUUACUUGAUUACUGAUCCUACCAUAUUGCUGUACAAAAUGUGGAUAAAUCUUCAUUGGAUAUGCUACGUGUUCUGCGCUCUCUGCUGCCUGAAUACUGCCAGUUUUGGAGCUAUUCUGGACUCACGUUGCUAUCUCGAGGGUGGAGGUUCCGCGGAAAGUUUCCUGGCUACUGAGGAUCUGGCAGUGGGCUCUAUAAUCGGCAAGUUAAGGAUAAACGGGAACCCCAAUGCCGAGACAGGGGACAUUAAUCUUUCGCUGAGAGAAAAGAAUGCUCCAGUAGAGAUUCAUUCGGGGACCAAGGAGCUAGCCCUAUCGGUGGAACUCGACAAGGAGGGUGUUAGAGGUCCCUCGUCUAUCUAUGUGAAUGUCAUUUGCAUACGACGACAUUCCACGGAUCCGAGUUUCGUUAUUCCCGUGAAUGUGCGAGUAACCGAUGUGAAUGACAAUGCCCCCGAGUGGAUCGGAACACCGUACACUCUGACCCUUUCGGAGGUGACAGUGCCGGGAACCAGAAUCCUGCAGGGCGCCCGUGCCGAGGAUGCCGACCAACCGGGUCCCUUUUCCACGGUGGAGUAUCAGGUGCUGCCAGGACCUUACUCGGAAUAUGUGCAGUUCCUCAAUCCCCUCGAAGGCACGCUAGUGCUAAAGAAAGCUCUCGACUACGAGCAGCUGCAGAAUUUCACCGUGAAGCUGAGGGCACAAGAUCAGGGAACACCACCACGUCACUCGGACACGCUGCUCCGGGUGGUCAUCACGGAUGCGGAUGACCAGAACCCAAAGUUCCAGCGGGAGUCCUACAGUGCAGAGAUACCAGUGGAUGGCAGGCCAGGAGAGCUGCGCAUGCGACCGGAGCCACUGAAGGCGGUGGACCAGGACGAGGGCAUCUGUGCGCCCAUCCAGUACACAAUAGUCCAAUCGCAGGACGCGAAAUACUUUCGCAUCCAUCCGCACAAUGGAGCGAUUAGUUUGCUGACCCCCAUUGGAUAUGCCGAUGUGGCCAAUGGCGCCACUCUGGUGGUGAAGGCCACGCAGAUCGACAAUCCCGAUCGCUAUGCUCUAACCACUGUCCAGUUAACGCGACCUGGUAGUCACAGUGAUCUUAGCACUCUGGCCUUCGUCCAGAAGAGAUUCGUAAUGCGCAUUCGCGAGGAUACAGCGGUGGGCAAUCGGAUUCUGGCUCUGCCCACCAAUAAGCCCGGUAAACAUCUUAAGUACAUCAUUCCCGAUCCGGUGAACUCGCAGUUCUUCAGCGUGGGAUCGCUGGGAGAACUGGUCCUGGCCAAACCACUUGACUACGAGAAGAUGACGAAGCAUGAAUUCCAGGUGCUAGCCACCGAUGGAAUGACCAACAGCACCGCAGAACUCACGCUGGACGUAAUUGACGUCAAUGACUGGGAACCUCGGUUCCGGGAAACGCAUUAUGAAUUUAUGGUUCCCAAGAGUCAGUCCUUACAAUCCCGCGUGGAUUCCUUCGAGGGCGUGCUUAUCGGCAAAGUGGAGGCUGCUGACGGAGAUCGCAACGAUAAACUGGAACUCUCGCUGCGUGGCCAGCAUGCCGGCUUAUUCGAGAUUGAUGCCACCGGAAACAUCUACAUGCGGCCGGAGCAGCUACAGAGCCUUAAUGAAUCCACGGUCCAUCUGAUAGCCAUCGCAACGGACACGGGGGUGCCUCCAAGGAGCACCUCAGUUCCCGUAAGCGUGACCAUGGAGGGGCUCACCCUUGCUCAAUCCGGUUGGAACAGCAACAUGCUGGGCAUGUUCGGCAUGAUCAUGGGUCUCUUCCUGAUGAUCAUAGUGGCGCUCAGCUGCUACAUUGUGCGAUCCAAAAAGCAGGGCAAGAGUGCCUCCAGUGGAUUGGGUCUCGGUCGGAAUCGGGUGCACAGUCAGGCGCAUAGCAGUGUGUCAUCGGCCAAUCUGGUUACCCACGAGAAGUUGGCGGGAAAUGGCAACGGCAACGGAGCGAGUGUGACCAGCGGUGGGGUCUCUGUGCUGCACAUGAAGCACGGCGGCAAUAUCACCAUGGCCAAUCCGAUUAACAACGGCCUGCAUCAUGUGGCCAGUGGAGCCAGUAGUAGCAUGGCCCUCGGAAGUUCCGCCGCCUUGUUGGAGCGGGAGCGGGAACGAGAAAGAGAGCGGGAUCGGGAGCGUCAGCGGGAGAGCUAUGCGGCCACAGUGCGCAGCAUAGUUUCGCGAGCCUCCGCCAACGGCCAGCUUUUCGAGGAGGAUGAGAUCGAGCACGACUCCCUGCAGACGGAGAACAAUAAUCGCAAAGUAGCAGCCACGGGAGUGGCUAGUGGCGGAGUCACCACCAUCACCACCACUUCGGCCAAUGCGGGCUCUAAUCUUCUGUCCGCCACCGAUGCCAUGGGUUCCUCGGAGAACAACUUGACGGUCUACUUUUAGAACUGC